Molecule: messenger RNA, 2924 nt
Organism: Prosopis cineraria
Lineage: Eukaryota; Viridiplantae; Streptophyta; Magnoliopsida; Fabales; Fabaceae
Exons: 2
Coding region: 275-1081 (268 amino acids)
Source: RefSeq, a predicted model, not a curated record
UGUCGUUGUUGUUGUUGUUAUUUUUAUAAACAAAGAAGAAAAAAAGUUUUGUAUGUGUUGUUAUUUUAUCAGUGGUGAUUACAUGUGAUUUUGGUAGAUGUUAGGUUCCUUCUUGGUGGGCGUAUUCCAAAAGUGAUCUCAUCAAAACCAUUGGCUUUGGUUUAUAGAACAUCAUAUUUUUGUUUUUUUUUUUUUCCCUUCAAAUUCCUGCAGUGCUUUCUUUCUGUGGUAGACAUGCACAUGUUUAAAUCCUUUCUUUCUGUGGCAGACAGGCAUGCACACUUUUGAGAGUGGAGCUCCGCCUCCUAUAUCUAUGCAACACAAUACAAUGGAUGACAGUUGGGAUCGAUUGGAGUCUACUCUUCUUCGAGCUCUUAAGGCUAUGGAUUCUUUGGUGGAUAAUUUUCAGACGCAUUUUCAAAUCCAUGACACUGAGUGGGCCAAGGCAAGGAUGGAUCUACAACGAGAAAUUAGUAAGUAUGAUUCAGCGUUGUCAAACCGAAAUUCGUCUGCUGCAUUUGUGACUACUGAGAUGUUGACCUUUACUCCACCUCCAAAAUCAGACUUCGCUCCUGUGAUAGAGACAUUAAUACUUCCUCCAUUACUGCUAGCGCCGACCUCUAAGGCCUCAAUGAUUUCCUCAAUAGAUGAAACUCAACCUACUGUUGCUGUACAAUUACACCAACCACUCACACAAGACACCAUGUGCAAAAGGUUACCCUCUGUGGACGAGGUAGGGGACACUCCAACCUCUAUUGAAUACCUAUAUUCUAAAGUAGACGAUUCAUCUCCAACUACUGGUGUUCUAUUGUUGAAGUCUAUUGAACACCAAAGUGAUGAUUUCAAAUCUAACGAAGGUUUAAUCCACGACGUCCCUGAUCACAUAACGGCAAGAAUUCACUUCACAGAGAACAAGGUUCUUGUUCCAUCACUGCCUUCGUUUCUCUAUUCUACCACUGAUUUUGUAGAUGUUGGUCUUCCUUUAGUUGGAUCUUGUUGGCUCGGUAUCAACAUAUUUCAGGAAUUUUUCCUUCCUCAUAUGUGGGUACAAGUCCAAGAAUGUUAUGCCUGGCCUCAUUGAUUGAUUUUUGAUCCCGGUAUAUCACUUCCUAUGCUUAAUUCCAUUUUGAUUUGGGAAAUAUCUGAGGUCAUUGAUUGGGAUUUUAAUAGAUUCUUUACUUCCUUUCUUUGCACUGGAGAUUGCAAGUUAAAGUCCUCUGUUAUGGCAUUUUACUCACGGAUGUACUCUGUUAUCAUUCUGUUAUGAUAGAAAGAGAUGAAGAGAGAAGAAGAAGAAAGAUAGGUAGACGAGGAGGAGAGAAUAGAGAGACGAGUGGACGAGACGUUCUGAAUAGUACGUUUAUAAAAAUGAGUUUCAACAACAACACUGUGUAUCUGGACUUGGGUAUUUAUAGGGCUGGACCAUUAGACUAAAUAUUAGUAACAGUACCGACCCAAAAAAAUAACAUUUAUACCCCUGCCCUAACUAAUUCCUAAUAUUUUCAUAUCACAUUCUCUUUGAGCCUGUCAUGUAUUGCCCCUUUGCUGUUCUUGCAAGAAUUGCAAUUAAUUGUUAUGGUACCACUACAACUGUUGGUUUUUCACCCUUGGCUCAAUUCUUAAACAUGGUCUUUGACUUGGUAAAUGACAGAGAAGAUUGGUGUCUGCAUAUUGGUGUUGACUUGUGUUGCUCACGACCUAUUUUAAUUACUGUCAAGGAAGGCCCAAGCUUGCACCACGGAAGAGUUUUUAGUGCUUUGUUCAAUUUAUUUCCUCUUAGAAAAUUCAGCUUGAUGGAUUUUUAUGACCAUAAGGGCUGGGCAUAUCAACUUUUUGAGAAGGAUGAGCAUAUAGCUUUUAACAUUGCAGCAGUAACUAGAUUUUUAUUACAUGAGAUUGCUGCCAAAUUUAAUCUGUUCUAUCAGAUUAUUUCUUGCAAGCUUGGAAAUUGCUACUUUCUCUUUGAAAGUCAACGGGGUGUUUGUUAAAUUGUACUACAAUCUUUGUCUCAUGUCAGCAUAAUCAAAAUAUGUUACCAUAUUAUAUUUUGGUGUUUGACCUUGGAAAGAUUCAAAGAGAAUGGAGCUUAAAUGGAUAUUUAUUAGUUACUCCAUCUGCUGCAAAUGAAGCUACAAGGAUCACAUUUACGUUUAUUUGUGAAGGGGAUGCUUCAUUCAAUUCCCUGCAGCCUUGCCCCAUGGCUUUUGAAGAAUUUUGUGUUAUGGUAAUGCUGAAAAUUAAUGGGUUGUGGGAUGGAUCAGAUGAUCCCAACAUGGUUACCCAUCAAAUAGCUCACUUUCUAAUAUACUCUCUGAGGUAUAGUAUAAGGAAUAGCAAGGUCUUGCGGCUCAAUUUGCUAACUGUUAUGGGUUACCUUAAUUUUGUGCAUUAUUUUCAGGGCAGUCCUAUUUGUUACUCAGGGAGUUAUGGUAGUUGCUGCCCACCAUCAAAGUCAGAUUCCACAAGUUUUAUAUUUGGGUAAUCUUUUGACAUCUGGACUUCUCGAAGGCAGCAUUACUUCAUGCGCUCCCCAGCAAGUUUCUUGGGUCCAGUACACAUUGUAAUGCUGGAAUGGGUUGGAACCACCCAUAGGCGAGCUUUGGACGUUCAUCAUGAUACUUUUAUUACUUUUGACCUUGAGGACAAGGUCAAUUUUAAGGGGAAGGCAUUGUAAUGAAUGGGCUGGGCCCUAUUAUAAUAUGAGAUUGCAUAUAGGGACUGCGCUGGAUCUAGAUUAUGGGUGGGGAUUAGAUAUAAAAGAUAGUCCAGGCAAGUGUGGCUGAUUUUGUUGAGCGCCUCCCUCUCUGAUGUAUUUCUUCCUUAACUGAGACUAUUCUCCUUCCCUCUUCCUGAGUUUUAUUCUGUGUUCUUUCUUUUAUCAAAUCUGAAUAUGAUCAUAACAUGUUGUCGAUUUUCUUUGCUAA